AUUGUUGCAUGCUCAGAGAUCGACUUUUAGAUUUGGGCCUUUGCAUCAGUAACACAUGCGCUAUGUCGUCCCCUAAAAGGAAGAGAGACGAUGACAACCAAAUUCAAUUUACCGAUGACGACUACGUUCCCUAUGUGCCUGUCCGCGAAAGACGAGCCGAAAAGUAUCGAAAACUUGCCACUGUGCUCCGAAAACCUGUAGAACGAGAAGAUUCAGAACCAGAUUCCGACCAAGACGCACCAAGAGCUGGACCUCAGUCGAAUGUAGCGCUGAUAGAUCAGGCUGCUGAGCUGAAGAAAAAAGAAAAACCAAAGUCAGAAGUGGAAAAGGAACUGGAGCUAGAGAAACAAAUUCUACAAGCGCAAACCCAAAAGAAAGCGCUAUUUUCAGCACAGGAAUUGGCAAAAGAUGUCCAUUACACUGAACCGUUGAAAACAUCGUGGCGACCGCCACGACACAUUAGAGAGAUGUCAAGUGCACAACUUGACGAAAUUCGACAAAAGUGGCACAUUCUUGUAGAAGGAAACGACAUUCCCCCACCCAUCAAAUCCUUCAAAGAGAUGCGAUUACCAGACGCCAUAGUUCGACAUUUGAAAGAAAAGGGUAUCACGAAGCCAACGCCUAUCCAAGUUCAAGGGCUUCCUACGGUGUUGAGUGGAAGGGACAUGAUUGGAAUAGCGUUUACUGGAUCGGGAAAGACGCUCGUCUUUACGCUCCCGCUUGUGAUGCUGGCGUUGGAAGCGGAAGUGAAGCUGCCAUUCGUACCUGGAGAAGGGCCCGUUGGAAUGAUUCUUUGUCCUUCGCGUGAACUUGCACGGCAAACUUACGACGUGGCCAUGGGAAUGUGCCAGGCUUUGGAACGUCACGGCAACUUCCCGUCACUGAGGGUACUGCUAUGUAUGGGCGGGAUAUCGAUGGCGGAACAAGCAGACGCUCUUCGAAAAGGGCCACAUAUACUUGUUGCGACACCUGGACGAUUGCAGGACAUGUUGGAGAAGGGAAAGAUCAACCUUGCGGGAUGCCGGUACCUUUGCAUGGAUGAAGCCGACAGGAUGAUUGAUCUGGGUUUCGAAGACGAUGUCCGCAACAUCAUGUCUUACUUUAAAGGACAGCGUCAAACCCUUCUCUUCUCAGCCACGAUGCCAAAGAAGAUCCAGAACUUUGCCAAAUCGGCGCUGGUACAACCUGUUGUUGUGAACGUAGGUCGUGCCGGUGCAGCGAACUUGGAUGUGAUUCAGGAGGUGGAAUAUGUCAAGCAAGAAGCAAAGAUUGUCUACCUAUUAGAAUGCCUGCAAAAGACACCGCCUCCAGUUUUAAUUUUUGCUGAAAACAAAAACGACGUGGACGACAUUCACGAGUAUCUCCUGUUGAAAGGUGUCGACUGUGUUGCAAUUCAUGGAGGAAAAGAUCAGGCCGAGCGAGAAUACGCCAUCAAAGCAUUUAAAGAGAGCAAGGCGGACGUUCUAGUCGCCACUGAUGUAGCCAGCAAAGGGCUUGAUUUUGCACAGAUUCAGCAUGUGAUCAAUUAUGAUAUGCCAAAAGAGAUUGAGGAUUAUGUGCAUCGAAUCGGACGUACAGGUCGAUCGGGCAAAACUGGUGUAGCAACAACUUUCAUAAACCGCAAUUCAUCAGAGCAAAUCCUUCUCGACCUCAAAUACCUCCUCAAAGAAGCAAAGCAACGUGUACCACCCGUUCUAGAAGCCUUGGAGGAUCCGAACGAAAAGUUUCGAAAGCCGGGCGGAGAUAUUGUGGAAGGGCUGGAUGUGGAUUGUACGUUUUGUGGUGGAUUGGGGCACCGUAUCACCAAUUGUCCCAAGUUGGAGGCACAACGACGACAGCAGAUGUCGAGUCAUCGCAGCAUGCACGCUGGAGCUGGUGCUGGGGAGUAUUGAGGAUCGUGUGUGUAGUCUUCAUUUUAAAAUAAGGAUAGCAUCGUUUGCAC
This is a messenger RNA of Spizellomyces punctatus DAOM BR117, 1942 nucleotides long. RefSeq lists its product as uncharacterized. Bases 9 to 1892 code for a protein of 627 amino acids. Gene Ontology annotation, molecular function: RNA binding; ATP binding; RNA helicase activity. Gene Ontology annotation, biological process: mRNA splicing, via spliceosome. The record is from RefSeq and is a predicted model, not a curated record. Gene Ontology annotation, cellular component: spliceosomal complex. The transcript is spliced from 7 exons. NCBI's taxonomy places the organism in Eukaryota, Fungi, Chytridiomycota, Chytridiomycetes, Spizellomycetales, Spizellomycetaceae.